This is a messenger RNA of Cryptotermes secundus, 3087 nucleotides long. RefSeq names its product transcription factor SPT20 homolog. Lineage: Eukaryota; Metazoa; Arthropoda; Insecta; Blattodea; Kalotermitidae. Bases 302 to 2701 code for a protein of 799 amino acids. The transcript has 3 exons. The record is from RefSeq and is a predicted model, not a curated record.
UGGCAGCUAGGUGGGGAGAGAUAUAAACUGGCCGCAGUGCAAAGUAUCAAGCCUAUCUGCAGAGGAAGCUUGGGGCAGAACUGAUAAUUGCAGCACAGUACAAGGUAGGCCAGGACUUAAAGCCAUCUUGCUCAAACACAACAUUCACCACACAACUUCCACUGACCGUGGAAACCAGCAAUCAGGAGGGAAACAGGAACUGGCAAGUGUAGCAAGCCCAGGCGCAACAACUCAGAUGUGAUCUAGGUGCCGUGAGGAACAGAUUCACAAGCACUGAAAGAAAGACGCGUUUCAAACACAGAUGGCUGUGGUGGCAGUACUAGUGUUGGCCACACUGACAGUGGGGACCCUGGGCAAGCCUCUUCCAGGUGACUGGGAUCAUGAGAUACGCUUCGGCCAGGAUAACCAUCAUUUUGGACAACAAUUUCAACAGAAUACAGACUUAGAUGACUUCCAGCAAACUCAUAACCAAGACAUACAACAGAUUGGACAGAAUCACCACUUUGAAGACUUUCAGCAAAAUCAGAAUGAACAACAAGAUAUUGAACAACUAGGGCACCAACACCAACACACACAACAGGUUGGGCAGAUUCAUGAAUUUGAAGACUUUCAACAAAAUCAGGAUGAACAAGACAUUGAACAACUAGGACAUGAAAACCAAGACAUACAGCAGGUUGGGCAGAAUCAUGAAUUUGAAGACUUUCAACAAAAUCAGAAUGAACAACAAGAUAUUGAACAACUAGCGCACGAACACCAAGACACACAACAGGUUGGGCAGAAUCACGAAUUUGAAGAUUUUAAACAAAAUCAGAACGAACAACAAGACAUCGAACAACUAGGACACCAACACCAAGACACACAACAGGUUGGGCAGAAUCAUGAAUUUGAAGACUUUCAACAAAAUCAGAAUGAACAACAAGAUAUUGAACAACUAGGACACCAACACCAAGACACACAACAGGUUGGGCAGAAUCUUGAAUUUGAAGAUAUUCAACAAAAUCAGAACGAACAACAAGACAUCGAACAACUAGGACACCAACACCAAGACACACAACAGGUUGGGGAGAAUCAUGAAUUUGAAGAUAUUCAACAAAAUCAGAACGAACAACAAGACAUUGAACAACGAGGACACCAACACCAAGACACACAACAGGUUGGGCAGAAUCAUGAAUUUGAAGACUUUCAACAAAAUCAGAAUGAACAACAAGAUAUUGAACAACUAGGGCACGAACACCAAGACACACAACAGGUUGGGCAGAAUCACGAAUUUGAAGAUUUUAAACAAAAUCAGAAUGAACAACAAGACAUCGAACAACUAGGACACCAACACCAAGACACACAACAGGUUGGGCAGAAUCAUGAAUUUGAAGACUUUCAACAAAAUCAGAAUGAACAACAAGAUAUUGAACAACUAGGGCACGAACACCAAGACACACAACAGGUUGGGCAGAAUCACGAAUUUGAAGAUUUUAAACAAAAUCAGAAUGAACAACAAGACAUCGAACAACUAGGACACCAACACCAAGACACACAACAGGUUGGGCAGAAUCAUGAAUUUGAAGAUUUUCAACAAAAUCAGAACGAACAACAAGACACUGAACAACUAGGGCACCAAGACAAAGAACAGGUUGGGCAGAAUCAUGAAUUUGAAGAUUUUCAACAAAAUCAGAAUGAACAACUAGGGCACGAACACCAAGACACACAACAGUUUGGGCAAAAUCACGAAUUUGACGACUUUCAACAAAAUCAGAAUGAACAACAAGAUAUUGAACAACUAGCGCACCUACACCAAGACACACAAGAGGUUGGGCAGAAUCAUGAAUUUGAAGAUUUUCAACAAAAUCAGAACGAACAACAAGACAUUGAACAACUGGGGCACCAAGACAAACAACAGGUUGGGCAGAAUCAUGAAUUUGAAGAUUUUAAACAAAAUCAGAAUGAACAACUAGGGCACGAACACCAAGACACACAACAGGUUGGGCAGAAUCAUAAAUUUGAAGACUUUCAACAAAAUCAGAAUGAACAACUAGGGCACGAACACCAAGACACACAACAGGUUGGGCAGAAUCAUAAAUUUGAAGACUUUCAACAAAAUCAGAAUGAACAACAAGAUAUUGAACAACUAGGACACCAACACCAAGACACACAACAGGUUGGGCAGAAUCAUGAAUUUGAAGACUUUCAACAAAAUCAGAACGAACAACAAGACAUCGAACAACUAGGGCACCAACACCAAGACACACAACAGGUUGGGCAGAAUCACGAAUUUGAAGACUUCCAAGAAACUCAAAACGAACAAUUUGGACAAUUUCAUCAAACUCCAAAUGAACAGGAAUUUCAACAAGGAGGACAAAAUGAGGAUACUGAACAAUUUCAAGAAAGUCAACACCACCAAGAUAUCGAACAAGUUGGACAACACCAUGGAAACUUUGGACUACGAGACCAACAGACUCAGCAGAAUGAUGAUGAAAUAAUCCAGCUUCUGGGGUCAGACAAAUACUGGGGGCAGCAGCAUGACCGGAACCCUGCAGUGGAACCAGCCAUACCAAGGCAGCACCAGGAGGAACUGGGCUUUGAAUAUGUGUCAACUGAAACACCCAGAUGGUGGAAGAGAAUUGGUCAAAAGAUCUCCGACACAUAUGAGAAGGCAAAGGACAAGGCACAUGACCUUGCCCACAAAAUUAAAGAAACAGUUGGUUAAGUAUAGCAAGCAGCAAUCAUCGAACACACAGACUAGGCAUUAGUUCUCAGCCUGUGGUCUGCAGACCAGUAUUAGUUUCACGUUCCUGGUUGACCAGCAUCAUGGGGUGGACUAUGCAAAUCACCUUGCUUCAUCAAACAAAGAUUCAUUCCUUGCAUUAUUAUUUUUCUAUUCUUAGAGUCACUGAUGGUGCAUGGUAGUAACAGCUGUUCCAGCAGUGUGACAGAAAAAGAAUUUAGAGUAAAUCACUUGAAAGAAAAGACAUUUGUACAAUGUUAAUACCCAGCAUAUCUAUACUGAGUAACCGACAUACUUUAGUACCACAGUUGAAUAUAAGCUAAACAGAGGGACUUAGCAGAAAAUAAAGUAACAGUCAACACCAUUUA